Messenger RNA from Gigantopelta aegis, 1365 nucleotides. Its product is annotated as beta-1,4-mannosyltransferase egh-like. Gene Ontology annotation, molecular function: beta-1,4-mannosyltransferase activity. The record is from RefSeq and is a predicted model, not a curated record. NCBI's taxonomy places the organism in Eukaryota, Metazoa, Mollusca, Gastropoda, Neomphalida, Peltospiridae. The transcript has a single exon. Gene Ontology annotation, cellular component: cytoplasm. Bases 1 to 1365 code for a protein of 454 amino acids.
AUGGGUCUUCAACGAUACACCCAGCACAGUUUGUGUGUGGGUCUCCUGUUUCUCAUCAUCUACGGCUACUACAUCCUGCUAGCGGGUGAUGGAAAUGCGUUUGAUCCCUACGUCAGAUACGGCCGGAUUUUGACAUGGGCCAUGUACAUACCGAGGAUCUGCACAUACUUCGUUCUUACAUUUGCGUUCGGCAACCUUCUCGGGAUCGUCUGCUUCAACACAUUCCCGGAAAGUCCUCGUCUGAAAAAGUCGCCGCUUCUGAUUCCGUUCGUCUGCUUCCGCGUGGUGACCCGAGGCCUGUUCCCAGAGCUCGUCAAGGAUAACAUCGACCGGAAUAUCGGGCUCUGCGAGACAGUGGGCCUCCAACACUUCAUGUUCGAGGUUGUCACCGACAUGCCCAUCAAUCUGGCAAAGAACAGACGUUUGCGCGAAAUCGUCGUCCCGCACAACUACAGCACCAGUCAGGGCUCUCUGUACAAAGCCCGCGCGCUCCAGUACUGUCUGGAACCAGAGAUCAACUGCCUCGGCAACAACGACUGGAUUGUACAUCUGGACGAGGAGACGGUUCUGACGGAAGACUCCAUCGUAGGAAUCGUCAACUUCAUCGCAGAGGGGAAGCACCACUUCGGUCAGGGUUCCAUCGUGUACACCAAGGACAAGAUCGUCAACUGGAUCACUACUCUCAUCGACAGUGUCCGCGUCGGGGUUGAUUACGGAGUUCUGAGGUUCUGUCUGAAGGCGCUCAACAGACCUUUCUUUAGCUGGAAAGGUUCGUUCAUCGUCGCCAAUGCUGCUGCCGAGAUGGAUGUCUCGUUCAACCACGGCCCGGAGGCUUCGGUGGCAGAAGAUUCCUUCUUCGCAAUGAUGGCGACCACAAAGGGAUACACGUUUGGAUUCGUGGACGGAGAGAUGUGGGAACGCAGCACGUUUUCGAUGAUGGACUUCCUCCGACAAAGGCGGCGUUGGCUCUUGGGUAUUAUUAUGGCGGCUCUCAGCUCAAAAAUUCCCAUACGGCACAAAGUGGGACUAAUACUGAUGAGCAUUUCCGGUUUAACGUUGCCCAUCGUGACUUUUGGUUUAUUUCUGGGUUUCAUUUACCCAUUACCAUCGUGGGGUGGAAUUCAUCCACUUAUUUGCUCACCAUUGGGUACGUUCUUGUUCCUGUAUAUCUUUGGUACUAUAAAAUCAUUUAGUUUAAAAAGAAUAGGAUAUCUUAAAUUUGCCUUAAUUAUAAUUUCCACCAUUGGUUGUGCUGUUAUUGCUAUAAUUUUAGAGAGCAUCGCAGCUUUUUGGGUGUGGUUUUCACGAGGACAAAUUGCGUUUCAAAUUGUACAAAAAGACCCAACACGCAAAACUAUGGUUUAA